GCCCCUUAUUUUUCUCGAAUAUUCUUCCACAUAGUAGCCGCCUAGAAACUUCGCCGUCUCGCCUUUGAACACACGCUUUGAGCCAAACACCUCCCCUCCUCCCUCCCUCCCCCUAUAUUUUUUCUCUUCAACUUUCUACGCCUCGGAAAGAAAAUUGAGUACAAAGGCUAAAAGCUAAUCGGUUGAGAUAUGGCGUCGUUCGAUCAAGCUCCGCCAGGGGAUCCUAAGGUAGGGGAGAAGAUCUUCAAGACCAAGUGCGCUCAGUGCCACACCGUCGAGAAAGGCGCCGGCCACAAGCAAGGGCCCAAUCUGAAUGGCCUGUUUGGACGGCAGUCUGGUACAACUGCUGGGUACUCUUACUCUACUGCCAACAAGAACAUGGCUGUGAUUUGGGAGGAAAAGACUUUAUAUGAUUACUUGCUGAACCCCAAGAAGUACAUUCCUGGGACUAAGAUGGUAUUCCCCGGACUGAAGAAGCCACAGGAACGUGCAGACCUCAUUUCAUAUUUGAAGGCAUCAACUGCAUCCUAAAUACUUCCCCGACUUUAGUUGGACAGAUCCAUUUUGCAGUUGUUGGAGAUUGUUUCACACAAUGCGGAUGAAGUACUAUUUUUUUACCAAUAAAUUAGACCAACUAGGUCUGCAAUGGUCUUUUGUUAAUUGAUCAUUGCAUCUCAAGAGGUUGCCGUAAUUUUGCAAAUGCAACAGCAAUUCAAUUAACCGUUCGUGACAAUAUCAUGAAUAUUUGGAUGGAGAAGCAUUUUGCUUCUAAUGAUAAUUUUGAUUGGUUUCUUAA
Carya illinoinensis is the source of this 796-nucleotide messenger RNA. RefSeq names its product cytochrome c-like. Gene Ontology annotation, molecular function: electron transfer activity; heme binding. Gene Ontology annotation, cellular component: mitochondrial intermembrane space. Gene Ontology annotation, biological process: mitochondrial electron transport, cytochrome c to oxygen; mitochondrial electron transport, ubiquinol to cytochrome c. The record is from RefSeq and is a predicted model, not a curated record. Bases 190 to 531 code for a protein of 113 amino acids. The transcript is spliced from 3 exons. NCBI's taxonomy places the organism in Eukaryota, Viridiplantae, Streptophyta, Magnoliopsida, Fagales, Juglandaceae.